UUUCUUCUGCGUGAACAAACAGAGGACGAGGCUCCUCCUUAUCAUCAGCACUUAACCUGUAACGAUUUUCAAAAAGGAUGCCUCUGUUAGUCUGUUAUUUCUGACGAAGGAGGGUCUAGUAAUGCAGUUGUCCGUUGUUAAGAUUCCACGGGAUCUUACUUUCACUCUCCACCGAGACUUCCAUUCACUUUUUGCCACCACCGAACGCAUCCACUACUCUGCCGCUCUGCCACCGGAAAGCGUGCUGCUCUAUGGUUCCGCGUGCAUGCGGUUAGUCUGGACUGGGGGGAACAGGGCGAACUCUAUGGCAAUAGGCGGUAGCUCACUCUAGCCCUAGCCCUCCGCCACACUCUAUAGCCGCAGCCCUCACACCCGAGAGAGAGUUGUGCGUGUGAGUAUCCCUGGCAGGGCCUAGCCUGACAAUGCUGGCAGUGCCGGCGGCUCCGGUUUCCUGAGGCAUUAGGGCGGCGCCACCAUCUCUUUCGGCUCUCCCUGGGCGCGACGCGAGGCCGAGGAGAAGCCUGCGGUGCCUCUGAGUGCUGGCUGGGGGUAAUUGGAAUCUGGAGAACAUUGUUCCAGAUCAUGGCCAAUGCAGACUCUUGAUGAGAUGAAGGGACAAGGAGGAGAAGGAGGAGAUGGUGGUUAACCCCAUUUUUAAAAAGCUGAUUAUGGAAGAAGUACACAAAAACAGCAGCAGCAAUUCUACAUCUCCUCAAGCAGCGUCUUUACAAGGUACCACUCUACAGGCAGCUCAGCUUUCUCGUGUUUCUCAACAGAUGUCCCUUAGAGGUCCAGCUCCACUGACACCUUUCACAAAAGCUGUACCGCUCUGUGGGGAUCAAGUCCAAGGCGUCAUUCAUACUGCUCAGACCUCUUCUGUAAUUCACUCGCCACAAGGGCAAUCGGUGCAGGCAUCUUUGUCAGAAAGUGAGGAUUCACAAGAUUCCUCGGAUAGCAUAGACUCUUCACAGAAAGCUAGAGGUAUUCUAGCACGCCGUCCAUCUUAUAGGAAAAUUUUGAAUGAUCUUUCUUCUGAAGGUACACGAGAUAGGAAAGGAGAUGAAGCAAAUCCUGGUGACUCUGCUAUCGCCACUAUGCCUGUCACUACACCUGUUUACCAAACCAGCACUGGACAAUAUAUUGCCAUUGCCCCGAACGGACCAUUACAGCUGAGCAGCCCAGGUGCAGAGGGAGUGCAGGGUUUGCAGACGUUUACAAAUGCUGGUGGGACUCCCCUGUUGCAGUAUGUCCAGACAUCUGAUGGCCAACAGAUACUUGUGCCAAGCAACCAGGUGGUAGUGCAGACUGCAUCAGGUGAUAUGCAGACAUAUCAGAUACGCAGUACACCGACCACCUCUUCCCUCCCACAGACUGUUGUUAUGACGUCUCCGGUCUCCUUGACAUCCCAGUCAACGAAAACAGAUGAUCCACAAUUGAAACGGGAAAUUCGACUGAUGAAGAACAGAGAAGCAGCUCGGGAAUGCCGUAGAAAGAAGAAAGAAUAUGUCAAAUGUCUUGAAAAUCGAGUUGCUGUUCUUGAAAACCAGAACAAAACUUUAAUUGAAGAACUAAAAACAUUGAAAGAUCUUUAUUGCCAUAAAAAUGUGUAAGGAAAAGAAAACAUACUUUUCAGAAAUAUCAGAAUUCUGGUGGGAAUCUUUCACAUCAACAUUUACAAAAUUAAAGUGAAAGCUCAAAAAUGCAUCUCUUCUCAAAUUCUACAAUUUAAAAAAGACAGCAAAGAUUUCAUUUAGGACAUGCUUGUUGGUAUUGUACAAAAAGGAGGCAUGAAGAGUUCCACCCGCACAACUGGAAUCGUACGUUUAAUCAGGAGAAAUGGACAUGUAUGUUCUGUCAAUCAAGAAUGGAGCUUCUUGAACUGCAGUUGGAUAUUUAAAUGCUUAACACUCAAUUGCAGUUCAUUGCAAAACAGCUGAAUCUUUUGCCUUAAGCUGUAAAUUUCUAUCAACGUAUUUAACCAGCAUAGUUUCAAAUUUGUUAAAUCUUUGAUAUACAGUUUUCUUAAGCACCCUUCACUUUAGGGCUCUUCUCGGCAAGGUAGAUGCACAGGUGACCACAGAUUUGGCCCUCAACCAUCCACAUGUUGAAUUGUACAACUGCAGUGUGAAUCCAUGUAUGACAGCAAAUGCUGUAUCCACGUGCCUAGAAAUCCUGUUUGCUCAAGGCCUUGCUUGCAUGGAGCCCAGCUCCCUCUAGCUAUGCUGCUUUUGAUCACCUGUGUGGUCAGGUUACGCAAAGCAAAGACUCUUAAAGUAAGAGGGAUUUUCAGUUAUUUGUAUGUAAAUAUUUUUGCUUCAAAUUGUAAAUUUUAAUUUGUGUGUUGAGAAGAUAAAGGCCACUACUUCACUAGAUAUUUGCUUUUAACAGACAAUUUAAUUUGCUUUAAAAGUGCAUUACAUUUAUCAGUGUUGGUAAAGGCAGAGACACAUGGAUAUGAUCAUGAAAAAUUCUUGAAGAGUAGAUGAUGUAUCAGUACUGAUACCAAUGUUUUGAUACUUUUAUAUGACAAGUGUUUCUGGAUGUUCAAAGGGUUAUUUGUGUUUGUCUGAUCACUGGAUAGAAAAAAAAUCUUUUCAGAUAAACAUAAAUGAUUGUUUCAAGAGAGCCAGUGUUACACGUUGUUUGAAGAGCCUGCUCUAGUUGCAUAGAAAUUCUAAAUUCUUAAGCUCAGCCCCUCUUUUAAACAAAAAUGAAGUUAAAAUUACAUACCAAAGGUAAAAUCUAGUGUUUCUAAUUUAUAUAUAUAUAGUUACUAAAUUACAAGACUGCAUUUGUAAACUAUUUGUUGAUCAAAUUUGUUGAAAUUCCAGAUUUUAUAAGGAAGUAAUCCAGUUGAAUUAGACAGCCUGAUAUAUUUUUUAUAAGUGAAAUAUUACCUCUAGAAAUUCUAUAAUUCAGUUUUUAUGGGUAUUUUAUAUGUUUAUACAGUUUUAGUAAACAUAUUUUCCCUCUCUCUGAUAUAAAAGCUUAUAUUUUUAUGAGGUGCUCAAGAAAAUUAAGAUCUAUUUCUAUACAUUUGGCAUAAUUUUAAAAGAAAAUCAAGAAUAUUUUUGAGAAAGUUGUUUAGCAUUGUUCACAGAAAAAUGAAUGACUAAUUGCAUUCACUAUAAAAUAUGAGGGAUAAUGAUAAUCUAUUUGUUUCUAGUUUUCCACAAAUCUUAAAGGUUUUUUUGAUACCUGCUAGAUUCUUAAGUACACAAUUAAGAUUAAAUCAACAAAUGUAGCCUUAUUUUUGUUAAUACCGAAUCAUUCCAAUUGUGCCCUUCAAAUGUUGCCAUUUAAUAUAUUUAAAUAAGAUAUUAAGGGCGAGAAUAUAUGUAUUUGUUGUGAUAGUGCAGCCUUGUUACAUAUACUGGACAGUUUUGAGAUUAUUGUGAGAUUAUUUUGGAAAUUACAUCAUUCCACAGCAAAUCUGAUUAAAUCAUUCUUUCUCAUACUGAA
Molecule: messenger RNA, 3462 nt
Organism: Pogona vitticeps (central bearded dragon)
Lineage: Eukaryota; Metazoa; Chordata; Lepidosauria; Squamata; Agamidae
Gene: ATF1
Product: activating transcription factor 1
Biological process (GO): regulation of transcription by RNA polymerase II
Cellular component (GO): nucleus; ATF4-CREB1 transcription factor complex
Molecular function (GO): RNA polymerase II cis-regulatory region sequence-specific DNA binding; DNA-binding transcription factor activity, RNA polymerase II-specific; protein binding
Source: RefSeq, a predicted model, not a curated record